Messenger RNA from Klebsormidium nitens, 1599 nucleotides. Lineage: Eukaryota; Viridiplantae; Streptophyta; Klebsormidiophyceae; Klebsormidiales; Klebsormidiaceae. The record is from the annotation of a GenBank genome assembly.
GCCAUGAGGUGCUUUUCAAUCCACUCCGCUGUAGGUAGACUUCAGCUGAGCACACGCCUCCUCUGCUGUGGCCGCCCUUGAAGUUGGGAAGCGAUCUCUCAUCUUCCUUGGUCCUGGAUCUUGAUUAGCCUUGCUUCUUGUUGCCAUGGUGACAUCAUUGAGGCGCAAUUCAGAUUCGAUGCUCCUGGAGGCUGAAAUUCAGGGUGCCCUUCAACCAUGCAGUCCGCUGUCCUGCCUUGAUCUGAGACACGACUAGCAUGUCCAGCACAAGCACCGGUCAUUGGGCGUUUGACUCCUGGAAGAUGACGCAGCAGGUUCUAGACUCGUAUGGUUUCUCUCAUGCCCUGACUGGUGAGGAAGCCGUUCAGCGGCAGAUGUGCGAAACGAGGGCGAGGGAGCAGCAGAAGAUGUGGUGGGAGAAGGAGCGGACGCUAGGCCCGGGGUGGUAUGAAGACGAGCUUGAGGCGGGCCAGAAUGGCUUUGCUGGGGGGUUCUCAAUGGCUGCCGUCACAGCAGUGGCAAACGGUUCUUCCCUGAAGAAGCUGAUACGCAAGGGCAUCCCGGCGCAGUCUAGAGCAAAGGUGUGGUGGAGUUGUUCGGGAGCUGGCAAGAAGGAGCGGGAAGCUGGGGAGGGGUACUAUGCGAACCUGCUGAAAUUGGUGGAGGGGAAGGAGACGGUGCACACACGGCAGAUUGACAACGAUGUACAUAGAACGUUUCCCGGGCACCCCUGGCUGGACUCCGAAGAGGGGAAAACGCUGUUGCGACGGGUGCUCGUUGCAUACUCCUGGCGCAACCCCGGCGUCGGUUACUGCCAGUCCAUGAACUACGUAACGGCUUUCCUGCUCCUGGUCAUGCGGUCCGAGGAGCACGCCUUCUGGAUGCUCGCUACCCUGCUGGAGGAUAUUCUGUACGAAGACUCGUACUCGGGGGACCUCUCAGGAUGCCACGUGGAAACUCGGGUACUAGGGGAACUACUAGAAAAGAAACUGCCUAGGUUGGCGGUGCUGCUAGAGAAACUAGGGUGCGAGCUGGCGCUCCUGUGUACAGAAUGGUUCCUCUGCCUCUUCGUCAAAAGCCUGCCGCCAGAGACAACGAUGCGGAUCUGGGACGUUCUCUUCAACGAGGGAGCGAAGGUCAUCUUCCGAGUAGCGCUCGCUUUGUUGAAGAUGAACGAAGCGAACCUGCUGAAGACCAAGAGCGUCGGGGAGCUGAUCCACCUGUUGCAGGACGCGACGCGGCAUACAUACGACAGGGACGAGUUGAUGAAGGUGGCGUUUGAAAAGUUGGGGUCGUUUCCGAUGAAGAGUAUACUGAAGCAAAGGCGGAGGCAACACCCCUUGGUUAUGGCUGAGCUUCAAGACAGAUUGCGAAAGCACGAAAAUAAAAGCUCGUAACGCUCACUUAGAGAUCAUACUUACCUGCACUGCUUGUGCAAGGGUUUUACUAAUAUAGGUGGAAGGCCCUGACUUCCAAGAGCGUCUUGCUCGGGUCCAACAUAAAGGUGUCAGGUUGGAUUAUCAUGAUGCCUAUUCCGUGCUGCAUGUCCCGGAGUCCAUGUUUGUACAGGCCAUGAUUUAUGCUACCAGAUCGAGUAGC